Molecule: messenger RNA, 3121 nt
Organism: Danaus plexippus (monarch butterfly)
Lineage: Eukaryota; Metazoa; Arthropoda; Insecta; Lepidoptera; Nymphalidae
Gene: Pax
Product: paxillin
Exons: 9
Coding region: 270-2012 (580 amino acids)
Biological process (GO): positive regulation of substrate adhesion-dependent cell spreading; positive regulation of integrin-mediated signaling pathway; cell-cell junction organization
Cellular component (GO): focal adhesion; cytoplasm; cell-cell junction
Source: RefSeq, a predicted model, not a curated record
CGUAGGCGAAUACUCUGUUCUGUGACAAACUGACCGACCUAUAAACCUAUGUACAUAUAUCGCUAUAGGAUCAUUAUCAUUGAUUACGUCCCAUAUCUAUGUCCUUGAAAUGUCUUAUCAGGUGGGAUUAGUGUUUUUGACCGGUGGCUUGUAGACUGUAGUUUAGUAGUAUUGUUUACUUGUAUCGAGUGGGCUGUGAUUAUGGUCAGGUAUUGAGUGUUGAUGCUGUGGGUGUUUUGAUUCAUAAAUCUUAAACGUAAUUGGUCAACAUGGACCGGACAAUGUAUGGGAAGGUGUUGCCUGGCACUUAUUACCCGUUCCGCUGCGCUAUGAAGGAGAACGGAAUAUCGCCCGGCUAUGCUCUGCUGGCUGAUCUCCAGAACUCUAUAAACCCUGGACGCGUCAGUAGUCCGGGGAGGACAACUUCCCCUGGAGGUAGGACAGUGUCCCCAGGACGAACCGGCUCCCCGUUGGGUCGAGGCAGUUCCCCCGGCAGCCUCAGCUCCCCAACUUCCACUGGUUAUGGCUCCAUCAACGGUUCGAGGAACAUCAGCUCGGAUUACGCUAAACCCGCUUCCCCGACCUACCAGAACACAACAUCAGUUCACGAGAAAAAGUUUACGAAUUUCACCAACUCCCCGGCGUACACACCACAAGCCAACAGCCACAGUCACAGUCAAAGCCACAGUCAAAGCCAUAGCCACAGCCAGCCCCAGCCAGGCUAUGGCCGGACCGGUCGCAACCUGUCUGAACUCGACACUCUUUUGGACGACCUGAGCAACGCCAGAUACGGCAACUAUAUGGACAAGUCAUACAACACGCUGCAAACUGAGAGAAACGAUGGCUACUCUCGCACCAAUGGUGCCACGAGCCCCUCGUCCAGGCCCACUGUGGACUCCUUACUGGACCAGCUCAGCACCGACGUAACUAAUGGCCGUUCGUCUGUAUCUCCGAUCCCAUCCGGUACUCUCCCGCGACCUGGCACCAAACAGGUGACGGUGACCGUUCAAGAGACGGUGGUCGAACCAGCCCAGCCACCACCACCACCACAGGCCACCACCGUGAGACACCAUCACGCCUCCAGCGCUACUAAGGAGCUGGACGACUUGAUGGCAUCCCUCUCAGACUUUAAGGUAAGCGGCGGUGCAGGUCCAGGCGAACAAGGGACCCACGUGUACAGAGAGAGGAAAGCCUGGGAGGAACAUUACCGCAGCCCGCAACCGGAGGCCGCUUCGCUGGAACACAUGCUUGGCUCUCUUCGAGCAGACAUGAGCCGCCAAGGAGUACAAACACCCCAGAAGGGAUGCUGCAACGCCUGCGAGAAACCGAUCGUCGGACAGGUCAUCACAGCGCUGGGACGCACGUGGCAUCCCGAGCACUUCACGUGUGCUCAUUGCAACCAAGAGCUCGGCACCAGGAACUUCUUCGAGCGCGACGGCCACCCGUACUGCGAGCCCGACUACCACAACCUGUUCUCACCGAGAUGCGCCUACUGCAACGGACCGAUCCUGGACAAAUGCGUGACGGCGCUGGAGAAGACCUGGCACACGGAGCACUUCUUCUGCGCUCAGUGCGGCCAGCAGUUCGGGGAAGAAGGAUUCCACGAGAGGGACGGGAAACCGUACUGUAGGGCCGAUUACUUCGACAUGUUCGCGCCGAAGUGCGGCGGCUGCAACAAGCCGAUCAUGGAGAACUACAUCUCCGCCCUGAACACACAGUGGCAUCCUGACUGCUUCGUCUGCAAGGAAUGCCGCGAGCCUUUCCACGGCGGUUCAUUCUUCGAGCACGAGGGCCAACCGUACUGCGAGACUCACUACCACGGGAAGCGAGGAUCUCUGUGCGCCGGGUGUCACAAGCCCAUAGCCGGGAGGUGUAUCACGGCGAUGUUCAGGAAGUUCCACCCGGAACACUUCGUCUGCGCGUUCUGCCUCCGCCAGCUCAACAAGGGCACCUUCAAAGAACAGAACGACAAACCCUACUGUCACGCCUGCUUCGAUAAACUCUUCGGCUGAAACAGCACACUAGCGGCUCCACAGCUAUGAUACAAUAGAGAACUCGUCACAAAAUAGUUUCUUGAAAUGUCCUUGAAAUACAAGUAACUUCAAUGAUUUGAAAAGACUUGAGAAUAUAACAAAAGCGAUAUCGUAAACAGUGAUCGACAUGUUUGAAUCAUUUAAGGAAAAAGUAAUUUUCAUGUCAUUAUUACGUAUAAGUUAAAAAAUAUAUGUAAUUUUGAACAACGAAAUCUAAAUUUGCUUAUAAAAAGCAUUAAAAUAUAUAUCUUUUCAAAUUCUGCUCGCUAAAGUUUCAAUUCAGUACUAAAUUAUAUAUAUAUAUAUAUAACUCAGCAUAUAUUUUAAACGUACAGACAGACAUCUAACGAUAUUUGUUAUCGAAUAUCAGAUAUACGACGCACAACAAAUUGCUCAUUUUGUAUGUUUACUCUUAGUUAAGAUAGAUGGCACUAGCGGUGUCCUUGAGAACUAUUGUUAAAAUGUAUGUAGCCUUCAAAAUAAAUCUACAAUAAGUGAAUCGAUUAAUGAUAUAUACGAGUAACGUUUAAUUAAUAUGUAACGAGGGAGCUGUGUUCGUGUGACGGAACUAAAUUAAUUAUGUGAUUAGACACGUCGGUCUAAACGUCAUAGACGCCAUGUUUGGAAUUAUUCUGUUGUAAGCGUAAACAAAAUGGCACGUUAUUAAAAAUAAAGGCCUGUGUACACUUGAUGGAUUUUUUUUUUUCGCUUUGUUAUAAUAAACAUAACCUCGAUUUAAUAUUAUAUUAUAAUAUAAUUUAUAUGCAUUUUCUUAAUAUUUUUUUUAUUUUAAAAACGUUUAAGUCGAAUCUUCCAUUAGUGUAAAGUUUUUUUGGUACAUUUAUAAUGAUUUUUGUUCUGUUACUUCCAUUUCGUGGCUCGUUAGUUAUGAUGAGUGCCAAAAUUCGUUUAAUCUCGCCUUCGCCGAUAUUUUUAUAGCAUUGAUGUCUCCGACUCGUACCGCAAACAAUUUUGUUGUUUAUAUUUACUACACCGAAAGGUCAUAUUUCCGUGAAACUGUUUUCAUUGUACCACGAUUUUAUUGAAUCUGUAAUAUUUUAACAAAUAUAUUUUGUUUUUGAUAAUUU